AUGACCAGGCGAGAUACGCUGCCACUGUAAUGAAUCUGGCUGUGUAAGCACUGGCUACAUGUGUAAGUCGCACACAGGCACCUGCUACACACUUGUCCACACAGACCAAAGCCAGACGAACACAGAAACGGAAGUAUCGGUUCACGGUUGUGUGGACGGCUUGAGGAUGGCACAUCGGAGUUUAUGUAACAGUGCUUUGACUGAAGAAAAUCUCCAACAGAGCAGCAGAUCAAUGGGUGGCAGUAGUCUCCCUUUAUUGUUGAUGUGUUGUAAGAAGGACAUGUGUAAUUAUAUGAAGAAAUUUGAUAGACUUCAUUUUGUGAUGAAUGCCCACUCAAAUGGGAGUAUUUUAAGAGGACGUAAACAGAACCAGAUGUCUUACACAGGGAAUUACCCAGAAAGAAAUGAAAAUCGAGACCUCUGGUUUAAGGCCGCUGUGAUAGCCGUACCAAUCGCCGGUGGAUUUAUCCUUAUUCUCCUCGUACUUGUUGCCGUACGAAUGUUACGCUCAGACAGUCAAAGACACAGACGCCUCGUCGCUGACCGGCGAGGACGCUCUCUAACGAAAGCGCAGCUUUAUGUAGCCGAUCAUUUCAACGACAAAGAUCACGGUUUUGCAUCGCCGUCGUUCGCUGAAAAGGCUGUGCAUUUAUAUAAAGAUGUUAAUUCAAAAGUGGACAGAGAUGGAAAAAUGUACGAACGAGUGCGGGACAAAGACAUUCAACAGAAACUUUCACCUUCGGUGAUUGUUUGGGGUACACAAGCGAAAAGAGACUUUGCUACAGUUGUAUAGUAAUUAUAAUAAUUAUAAUAAUACUAAUAAUAAUUAUAUUAAUAAUAAUAAUAAUAAUUCAGUUAAUAUUGAGAGGAUAUGGACUUGGCAGAGAACUGGACAAAUACUUGACAGUAUUUAGUUUCAUACUAUGACAUCCUGAGAUCAAAUCUCAACGGGGCCAACUCUGCCUUUCAUACUUGAUGGGGUUUGAAAAAGUAUGUACCAGUAUUAUACUGGGGCUUCGAUAUACAUACCGUUGCUCAUAAGAAAACGUGGUCCUGUAUGUGUUUGUAUGUAUGUAUGUGUGUGUGAAUGUGUCUGAGACUUAGUCAAAACAAUAACACAGAGAAGAGAACUGUUAUAACAAUAAUAGUAAUAACUAUAUUUAAUGUCAUUAUUGUUAUUAUUAUUAUUAAUAAUAAUAACGAUGAUGAUAAUAAUAAAACAGGGUUUGGGAGCUUCGACAACUUGUAUAUAUUUAUUUGGCUAAAGUCUAUGUGAGGUGUCUGGUGUUGAGUAUUUAGUUUGUUGUCACAGGAGUGAAGGCAUAAAUGUAUAUAUAAUGUGUGUGUGUCAGAUAUGAAUACAUACAUACAUAUGUAUAUAUAUGUAUGCAUGUAUGUAUAUAUGUAUAAUGUUUGUGUGUAUUUAUGUAAUUACUAUUAUUAAAGGAGAGAGAGAAAGUAGAAAAACGAGGAAGAUGAUGAGGUGAUGAAGCUAGUUGCUUCCUCUUUAUACUCCCUGUUUAAGUACUGUCAUAGCCCCCCCCACUUCUGUUUAAUUAUUUCUGAAGUUAGUUGGUCAGUUAAGUAAAGUGCUGGUCAGGUGUUGGUUCAGUAUAGUGAAUUACUUGCCCAGAUCCUCUUCCAACAAAAUUUCCGAGCUCCUUCUUGUAUUAGAUCCCUGCGAGUAUUGCAAAGAAGAAAAUUAGCUGCAUUGAUGUAACCAAUCUCCAAGGUUCUGCGGUGGUCAUGGGGUCAGCUCCUUCUUCCAGAUCAACAAUUGGAGGGUCUACAAUGGCAAUGUGAGCUGCCCCUUUCUGCCAGAUCAACCAUUAGAGAGUCAGUCAUGGCCAGAGUGAUGUCUCCUUCCUCUAGAUCAGUGGUUUUCAAUCAGGGUCCAUAUAAAGUUUUUGGGAAUCCACACAAGCAGAAUAGUUAACUGGGGACACAUAGUAGUAUAUUAAGGGUCAAUAAAAAUUUUGCUUUAAACAUAUCUAUUGCUAGAGAUAGCUGGAUUUCAUUCUCUGUUUUACAUUGUUCAACUACACAAGUGAAUGUAUAAAAAACAAAAUAGGAAUUGUGAAAGAAGUUUCCAUAAAACUAGUUUUUAAACAUCGAAUGACUACAGGGAUCCACCAGAAUAAAACGGUAAUCAAAAGGGGUCUAUAAAUAAAAAAAGUUGAGAACCACUGCUUUAGAUAAUCUCCAAUGAUUGGAGGGCCUUAGAGCAGUCCCAUUCACCAGAACAAUUAAUGGCAAAAGUAGUAAUAAAUA
Octopus sinensis (East Asian common octopus) is the source of this 2271-nucleotide messenger RNA. Its product is annotated as BMP and activin membrane-bound inhibitor homolog. The record is from RefSeq and is a predicted model, not a curated record. Lineage: Eukaryota; Metazoa; Mollusca; Cephalopoda; Octopoda; Octopodidae. Bases 59 to 793 code for a protein of 244 amino acids. The transcript is spliced from 2 exons.